Hansenula ciferrii is the source of this 1356-nucleotide messenger RNA. RefSeq lists its product as uncharacterized. The transcript has a single exon. Gene Ontology annotation, biological process: transmembrane transport. The coding region runs from base 1 to 1356 and encodes 451 amino acids. The record is from RefSeq and is a predicted model, not a curated record. Gene Ontology annotation, cellular component: fungal-type vacuole membrane. Lineage: Eukaryota; Fungi; Ascomycota; Saccharomycetes; Phaffomycetales; Wickerhamomycetaceae. Gene Ontology annotation, molecular function: transmembrane transporter activity.
AUGACUAUAAUUAAUAAAAUUGCAAAUGAAAUUGGAAUAUCAACUCUUUUAAAAUCCAAUUCAGAUGUUUAUAUCAUAACAAUACUUCGUAUGCUUAGAUUUUUUGGAUUUACAAGUAUUUCAUUAGUUUUAGCAAUUUUCUUAAAAGAAGAUGGAUAUAAUGAAAAAUUUAUUGGUUAUUUAAUGAGUUUAACAUUUUUUGGUGAUUUAAUUACAUCAUUUUUAAUAUCAUUAAUUGCAGAUAAAAUUGGUAGGAAAUUUACAUAUAUUUUAUCAUCAAUAAUUAUGAUUUCAACUGGAUUAAGUUUUAUUUAUUUCCAUGAACAUACAUUAAUUAUUUUUUUUGUUUCAUUUAUUGGUAUUAUAACACCUCAUGGUGGUGAAGUUGGACCUUUUAGAUCAGUUGAAGAAAGUAUUAUAGCAGAUUUAUGUAAAUAUGAAGAAAGGUCAGAUAUUUAUGCAUGGGGUUCAUUUUUAAGUAAUUUAUCAUCUGCAAUUGGUUCUUAUUCAAUUGGGAUAUUGAUUAAUUAUAUGGAAUUGAAAUAUAAUAUUAAUAAAAUUGAUGCAUAUUUGAUGGGAUUUUGGGUUUAUAUCUUGGUUGCAAUUAUUAUGGCUAUAUUAUCAAUGUUUUUAAGUAAUAAAAUUGAGAUUCAAAAACAUGAUCAAGAAACAAGUGAAACAAGUGAAACAAGUCCAUUAAUUACAUCCCGUGAACAACCAUCUAUUACAACCACAAAGACUCAAUCAUUUUGGUCAAAACUUAUACCAAAUUUAUCUGGGGAAUCAGCUUCAGCAAUUGUUAUUAAAUUAACAUUAUUAUUUGCACUUGAUGCAUUUGCAUCAUCAAUUAUUUCAUUUUCAUGGCAAUCAUAUUAUAUUCAAAAAAAAUUUAAUAUUACAACAGAAGAUUUAGGUGGAGUUUUUUUCAUAACAAUGAUUAUAACUGCAAUAACUGCCCUUUUAAGUACUUCAUUUUCCAAAAGAUUAGGACCUGUUGUUACAAUGGUUUGUACUCAUUUACCUUCAUCAAUUACAUUAGGUUUAAUUCCAGCACCAAAAUCAUUUAAAAUUACAAUUUUUUUAUUAAUUAUUAGAGCAUUAACACAACAAAUGGAUGUUGCACCCAAGAAAGUGUUUAUGACUACUGUGAUUAAACCAUCACAAAGAACAGCAAUAUUAGGUUGGGUUAAUGUUGUCAAAACAUUAGCACAAUUAGCAGGUCCAAGUAUAACUGGUGUAUUAACUAGUUAUGAAUUACAAUGGGUUUGUUUUGUUAUAGCAGGUUCGUUGAAGAGUGUUUAUGACUUGGGUAUUUGGGUUUCAUUUUUGCAAUAUAAUAGACAUAAUGAGCAUUGA